AGAGGAAUUGAGAGAGAGAGAGAGAGAGAGAGAGAGAUAGAGAGAGAGAGAGAGAGAAGAUGAGCAAGAAGAAACUAAUGCUCGAAGAGUACGCCGCCUAUGUCCGAGGAGACGACCCCGAUCUUCCCCCUCCUCAUCCCCUCACCCUCUCUCAACUCAGCAAGAUUUCGGUCAUGAAUGGAUACGGAUGGAUCGGUUGCAGGAAGGAGAUCGGGGAGGACCUACGGCGGUUGUAUCUGAUGAGGCCGUGGAGAUCGACGGUGGAGGAGAGAGGGAUCGCGCCCUCCCCCGAUCUAGGACUCAAGGAGGUGGCCGACGACAUCAGGGCCAUCGGGUGGCAGGAGUGCCCCAUCGGCUCCAUCCUCGCCGUCCGAUCAGGUCUCCCAUCGCAUCCGAAGGCGGCAGAGGAUGCGGAGGAGCUGAAAAAGAAGAAGAAGAAGAAGAUGCGUGCAGUGGAGCAGGUGGCGUCGGUGGAAGCAGAGUCAUCAACCUCUGCGGUGGCUGCCAACGAAGCAAUGAAGAAGAAGAAGAAGAGGACCAUGAUGCCGUUCCCUAGAGUGCGAGGUCAAGUGAUGCCCGCUCACGCGUGCGGGUAGUGUCUGGGCCAUGAAUAUCUGAGCUGAAGUUCGUACCAGCAAUUUUCUUGCACAAUAGGGACUCAAAUAAAUUCUCUCCUUCCAAAUCUUGGGCUAGUAAUAGUUAGGCAAAAGCAGUGAUGGUAACGAUUGCAACAUAAAGUAAAAUGAAGGGCCGAUGAACUGGACGGUUCGUGAUUAUCCGAAUGCACCUGGUAUAGCAAUACCUUUUCACAUAGAGGAGUGGUCCAUUUCACACCUGCUGUUGAGCUGGAACGGAGCUGUGAAGCCCCCUGUACACAUCAAAAUACAGAGAACUUGAAAGCGAGAUGGAAUAAUCCAGGUUGUUUGAUGAGGAAAAAGAGGAGUGCUAGAGAGAAGAGGGGAGGUAGUGAGGAUAAGGGGGAGUUAGGGUUGUUUAAGGUAUCAUGUGGGUGCAUGUGCACUUAGGUGGGAGAACGUGCCCUAUCUCACAAGCAAACCCUUCUCAGUACAUGCCACCUCUCUAUCUCUCUCUCUCUCUCUGGACAUUCAUUGUCCCUGUAUCUAUGUACAUUAAGUAACAUUUAUUCAUGGGACAUGCCAACAAGUUCUCAUAGCAAUAUAUAUUAGAGAUCUUCACUAUUGCAAGUUGCAAGACAUUUGUAUCUCCCUCUCCCCCCUCUCAACCUCUCCCCUCCUUCAUGCUUUUAGUAAGGUUUGUAGCAACAUACUCUUCCACCCUUCAACCAAAGUUCUUUCCUACAAACCUCCUGUCAAAAGCCAUUCAUGCAACAUGAGAGCCUCUAAAAACUCGCUCUCAUCCGUCGGCUUCAACAGUGCGACUCCGGGACAAAAUAUGCAGCGCCGGACUCGAGCCAGCUUGCUCUUGCUCCGUGCCAUGCACCGACAUGCCCUAAGAAGAGGGAAGCAAUUGUCGGCGAGGACUAAAAGCAUGACACGAAAACCAACUGUCUCGAAGAGGCGGAACCUUCUAGAAGGUUCUAGAAAGCCUGCAAGUGCUGUCAAGAGGAAGAUUAGGGUUCUCCAGAGGCUUGUGCCAAAUAGCGAGUCCACCAGGCUCGAUGAGCU
This is a messenger RNA of Ananas comosus (pineapple), 1646 nucleotides long. RefSeq lists its product as uncharacterized. Bases 60 to 596 code for a protein of 178 amino acids. The record is from RefSeq and is a predicted model, not a curated record. The transcript has 4 exons. NCBI's taxonomy places the organism in Eukaryota, Viridiplantae, Streptophyta, Magnoliopsida, Poales, Bromeliaceae.